UUCUACCACUGCCAUUUAGCCUCCAACAGUUUCGUCGUGUUUGACACAAGCCUGUCAUUGAGAACUGUAGGCUAUGUAAUAAAUUAGUGGGCUACAUUUGAUUACAUAAAAAAAAUAUAUAUAUACAGCCUAUGGGUUGUAGGCUAUAUGGAGGACGACUCGAUACCGGUCCAACAAGACACCAUCGUCUACAGUGAACAACAACAUACGGAUUAUGACGAAAAUGAUGAUUUUAACGACGACGACUGCGUUUUUUGUAUGAUCGCCAACGGCAUAAAUGAAAGCACAGAAAUUCUUAAAAAGGAUGCAGAACUUGUCUGUUUUCGCGACAUUAUCCCUGCUGCUCCGCAUCACUACCUGGUCGUGACGAGACUUCACAUUGUCAGCUGUCGCUCUCUCUGCACGGAGGAGCACGUGGAUCUCGUAGAGAGAAUGGCUGAGAUGGGCAGGUGUGUUCUGAAGGACAACAAUGUAACCGACCCGAAGGACGUCAGGAUGGGAUUCCACUGGCCUCCCUACAUCUCCAUCCCUCACCUCCACCUCCACGUCCUGGCGCCAGCCAGCCAAAUAUCUGAGCACAUGGCCCACAAGUACCUGCCCUGCACGGACAGGUUUACCACUGAGGACUGUCUUCGUGCCAGACUGAAAUCUGCUCUUGGGGUUGUCCAGCAGCGCAGGACCUACCAGAUACAGUAUUGUUGUUGUUGAGAAUAUGUUGAUGAAACAGAGGAAACAUAAUAUCAAUAACAGCUGAAUAGCUUAACCACAUCUUCUUUUAUAAUUGUUUUUGGUCUUGGGGGAUGGGUAUAGCUCAGUGGUAGAGCAUUUGACUGGAGAUCAAACAGUUAUAGGUUCAAAUCCCCCCUGUACAUGUUGUGUUAAACCAGGCGAUGGUAAUACCUCAGCUCUAAUGUACUUCCUGUCUUGAUAUGUCAUAUGUUUCUAACCUGAUUUGAUAUGUCAUAUUUUUCAUUUCUGGACAGUGAUCCUACCUCAGGGAGACUUAACCAUGAAAUCAAGUCAGAGUUGUUCAGCCCUUUAUAAGGACUGUCACAGCUGUCACGAGGGCUUUAAAUCACUGACUCUCUUUCUCUCUGGACUGGUUUCUCACUUUUAAAGAAUACAAUUUGUUAUUUGUACAAUUCUUUUUACUUUGAUUAAAACACAAGAGCAUUUCAAAUAUUAAUGUUUUGCUUAUAAGGUCAAGUUA
Messenger RNA from Osmerus eperlanus (European smelt), 1210 nucleotides. Its product is annotated as adenosine 5'-monophosphoramidase HINT3-like. The record is from RefSeq and is a predicted model, not a curated record. Lineage: Eukaryota; Metazoa; Chordata; Actinopteri; Osmeriformes; Osmeridae. The transcript has 5 exons. The coding region runs from base 148 to 708 and encodes 186 amino acids. Gene Ontology annotation, molecular function: catalytic activity.